This is a messenger RNA of Xenia sp. Carnegie-2017, 4183 nucleotides long. RefSeq lists its product as uncharacterized. Gene Ontology annotation, molecular function: serine-type endopeptidase activity. NCBI's taxonomy places the organism in Eukaryota, Metazoa, Cnidaria, Anthozoa, Malacalcyonacea, Xeniidae. The coding region runs from base 89 to 4099 and encodes 1336 amino acids. The transcript is spliced from 18 exons. The record is from RefSeq and is a predicted model, not a curated record. Gene Ontology annotation, biological process: proteolysis.
GUUCAACUUCCUUCAUAUUGUCUUGGCAUCACAUACAUAAGCAGAAUUCUGACGCUCUUAUUUUAUCAACAAACAAGAUCACAGCAGAAUGAUGUUCUACUCGGUGUUGUCAAUUUUACUGAUAUCAGUGUUAAGUUUUUGUGAUGCUGAACUUAUAGUACAGAGAAAUGAAGAAGUACUUCGCGUUAACGCAGGUGAAGUCGAAUUGAAUGAAUUUCAUGACAUCGGAACAUUUGCAAGCAUUGAGGAAGCAAGCUUUUUUAGUGCAAAGGAUUCGUCAACCAGACGUAAGCGCCAGGUCCAGAACACGAACCAUAUUGAGUUACUUUUGUCUCAAGAGUGCAAUAGCAUAGUAUUGCGAUGGGUCCCUCCCAAUAUUCCUUACAGCUCGUCCUUUCACACCAGCAACUCAGAGUUUAAAUAUUACAACAUUUAUCGUGAAUUAAACUAUUUUAUGAGUGUUGCCGGACUCACACCAAUAGCAUCUGGAAAAACACUUCCUGAUCUUCAAAAUGUACAACUUCAGAAAUGGUUUGACAAGAUACCGCCAAGUGGAAUGACACUUUAUUAUGCCAUCACGAUUGUGAAUGAAAAUGGGAAUGAGACACAAUUUGUUACGCCUAAACAGAUAACAUUUAUUGGAAUGUUUCAAAGUCUUCGUCCGAGUCCAGCUCGAAUAGUCCCAAACAUGAUAAAGGGAAAUGUUAUCUAUCAUAGUGUUGCGUAUAAUAGUUUUCGCAAUGAGUAUUUCGUUGUUUUCGAUGUCGAUCAAGAUAAUGACGAAGUGGCCGAUCGUGUUUAUGGAAUACGCAUCAAUAUUAAUGGUCAAAUUCUUGGUCAAAGGAUAAUAGAUUUUACACUACGUGGUGCUUCGACUGAGCAAGGGCAUCCGUCAGUAGCAUUCAAUCCACUGGUCAACGAAUAUCUUGUGGUGUGGCAUUUAAGUUCAAGAAAUCUCCAAGGUGGUGCUCAUGUUUUAAUCGCACAACGAGUGUUUGGAGAUAGGUCUUUCACAAAAGGCAACCCGUUCUUGCUCUUGAAUGCUAAAUUGACAGGUCGAUUUCGACCUGUUGUUGAACCGAAGCUCGUGUAUAAUUCGGGAUCAGCUGGUUAUGUCAUGACAGUGAUGCUGGAUGCACCGCCUAAGACUGUGUUUGUAGUUUUUCUAAUGUCUAAUGGUAAGAUUUCUAGACAAACACGACUCUUCAAAGGCGAGGUACUCGACUCCAAUAUCUUUGUGGACACAAAACUCAGCCAAAUCUACAUUGUCUAUCAAGUCCGCCAACAUGCUAUAACCUUGGUUGACUCAAGUAGCCCACUUCAACACUAUCCAUUUGUCUUUCUGGUUACAAAGGCCAAUUCAACAGGAAAUUUGUUGUUUAUGGGGUCUCAAAAUACCAUCCGAUAUGUGGUCGGUUACACGAGAGAACAAGUUGCAAACAUGGAUGGAUAUUUCGACCACAAUAACGGAUGGCUUACAUUAUUCUGGAACAAUCGUGAGAACGGAAGUAGAGUAAUUACAUCAACUUCUAUUGUUGGCUUUCCUGGAAAAUUUGGAAGGGAAGCGAAUAUACACAAGUGCCCGCAGUACAAGAAUAAUAUAAAUCCUGCAGUUUGUUACAUGCCAAAGAACAACGGUCCCGUGAUGCUUUGGGAACGAGCAAACAAACUUAGCGGUUAUCUUCUCAAAGAUGGUGCCUUUUCCGUAGAAAGUAGUUUACGUCCUGGUGCUCAACGAUCUGCCAUAGCUUUGUAUAACUCUCGUCAGAAGCAAGCUCUGGUUUUAUAUCAGCAAUUUGUUCUCGGUACACGUGUCCUGUUUAUGACACACGUUGCUCCAGCAUCACAAUCUACCUGCAAGGGAGGGUGUAAGAGCAGUGAUCGAUGUGCUAUGAAAGAUGUAUGUGUAUCACGUACUCCAUAUUAUGCAGUUAACCAUCAACAAAGUUGCCUAAAAGACAACGGUGGCUGUAGUCAUACUUGCACGACUCUCUUAAAUGGAAGAUUGUGUACUUGUCCUCAGUCCUUCACACUUGCUUCCAAUGGAAUGAAAUGUUUUACCACAGCUGCAAAGCCAGACGUGUCGUUACUUUACUCAUUUUCAAAAGGAAUUCGGUCCAUAAGUGUGUACUACAAGGAAAGACGAGUGUCGAUUUCUCGUAUACCAAUUGCAGGCAAUGAAAUCAUUGCGUUCUUUUACAACGAGAAAGACAGAUUUAUUUACUGGGGUGACGCUCGCGAUCGCAAAAUAUACAAGGCACAUUUGGAUGGCACAAAUAAACAAGCCAUUGUUAAUAAUAGAGUUGUUUUACCAGAUGGAAUGGUCGUAGAUCCUGCAACAAAUCAGCUUUACUGGGCUGAUGGUACACUGAAUAAAAUAUUUCGUUCAUUCUUGGAUGGUUCAAAUAUUGAAUCCUUUAUUGUUGGUGUUGACAAACCACGAGCCUUGUUGAUACAUCAAGAAUACAAAUGGUUGUUCUGGACCAAUUGGGGGAUGGUAGCAAAGAUUGAAAGAAUAAAUAUUGACGGGACAGGUCGCAAGAUUCUCGUUCAAUAUGGAUUGAUAUGGCCAAAUGGCUUGACGCAUGAUGGAAAAAAUCUGUACUGGGCCGAUGCUCAUUUUGAUAAGAUAGAGAUGUCGGACUUCUAUGGAAAUAAUCGUAUGACUUUAACAACCAAGGGCACAAAUCAUCCUUAUGGUUUGGGAAUGGCUAAAAAUAGACUUUUCUGGACUGACUGGUCAGGCCAUAUCCGUUCGUACAACAAACUCAAUUCGAAAACAGAAGAUGUCAUUUCUGGAUUGAAAAAACCUUUUAUGCUACAAGUAUAUGAUAUACUAAAAGCAACGUUUUGUCGUGAUCCAGGAGUGCCGUUAUCCGGUACCCGUAAUCCACCACCUCCAAUAUCAGGCAACGAAUACAAUAUCGGUGAUCAGAUUAAUCUGACUUGCAAUCUUGGAUUUGUUCAUCUCGGAUCGAAAUCGAGGCUUUGUUUACCCACAGGUAAAUGGAGUGGCAAAACUACUCAAUGUAAAGCUCUGCCUGUAUUUACAAGACUGCCUAAAAACAAGACAACUGACGUAUCUUAUCAUUUGAGCAUCGAAUGUUCAGCGGAAUCAAGUUCGGGUGAGAAAACGACAAUCACCUGGUACAAGGAUGAUAAGAUUCUUUCAGUAUCCCAACGUUACUACACGGAUCAAGUGACGAACUAUUUGCAGAUACUCAAUGUUUUGUUGGAUGAUGCUGGUAAAUACACCUGCGAAGCGAAAAAUUCUGGUGGUACAGUACGUGCAUCGAUGUAUUUGACUGUUAGACAAAGACAAAUUCCUUGUGGUAAAGCAAGGUUAUCUGCUCGGGCCAAAAUUAUUGGUGGAAAACGAGCCGAUCAUGGUACCAUUCCUUGGCAAAUUUUGCUGUUCAACAAUGCUACUAAAAAGCCAUUUUGUGGAGCUGUUUUGCUUAACGAAAGAUGGGGAGUUACAGCUGCACAUUGUCUUCAGCCAAUGGCCUCAAACUUGGACCGCGUAGCUGUAAUAUUUGGAGAGUACCGUUGGCACAAAAAUGAUGGUACUGAACAAUAUCGAUCAAUCGAUAAAGUUCAUUUGAACGUUCACUACAACCCUUUAACCUAUGAUUCAGACAUUGCGUUAUUUAAAUUCUCAAAACAAGUUAUUUUAAAUGACUACGUCAUUCCUGUUUGCCUACCCACGUCUGCAGCAGACCUUGCGCUUAUUCAAGCAAACAAUACGGCAAAAGUGAGCGGAUGGGGUGCAAGAAAAACAAACAAGACACGCUCGGUAAAAACUUUACACGCGGUGACAAUUAAAACUGUGGACGACAAGACCUGCAAGGCAAAUCAUGCUCCAAAAUACGUGGUGACUUCUAAUAUGUUAUGUGCGGGUUUGCUGAAUGGUAAAGGCGAUGCUUGUCGUGGAGACUCAGGGGGACCACUGACAGUGGUAAACAAAGGCACAAAAAAACACGUAUUGAUUGGAAUUGUCAGCUGGGGUGAGUCGUGUGGCACAAAGAACAGAUAUGGUGUAUACACAAAAGUUUCAAAUUUUCUACCUUGGAUUAACAGCCAUAUUAGAAUGGUUUAAAAACAAAUGAACGAUCUUGAUAAAUUAAUUGCUGCAUCUAAUUUUGAUUGCUUCAUAAUUACACAAUUAUACAAAAAUCAUAAA